CGUCACAUGCCGUUACAUGUGGAUAAGCGAUCUGUAGUUUGAGUUUGAAUUUCGUAUUUCAGUCGGUUUAGCUGUAGUCAGUUAACUCUGCAUUUUUUUUAAAAAAAGGUUCUCGAUCCUAAGCGCCCACAUUUCAGUUAUAUGGAACGACGCAAGCCGCAAUUAUUUAGAAAAACCGCUGCAGCCAUCUGAACUUGCUAGCCUGAUCGCUAACUACUUUAGCAAAGGAAACGAAAGCUAAAUGUCAUGGAGAACUACAGAAAAGCACGCACAGUUGACCAGCCCUGCCCGUGUCCAUUCCCCGACCUGCCCAGCAACACUCCCGAAGUUCGAGUGAAGGAUGGCAGCAAAAUCCGCAACCUGAUGAGGUUUGCUUUAAGCCGUAUGGAGGAGAAAGCCCCUUUGACAGAUCAUCCAGACACCUGCGAAGGCUCAGAGGUGAGCGUUGGGUUGGGGGAGAAUCUAUGCCGCCAAAUCGUGUUCACAGGUGUGGGUCAGAGCGUGGCUAAAGCCAUCACGUGCGUGGAGAUCAUGAAACGGCGUGUUCGCUGCCUACACCAGCAUACCAAGCUGGCCUACCGCACGGUUCAGGAGGUCUGGGAGCCCCUGGAGCCUGAGGCCGGGUUGGACAGUCUCACGGUCAGCAGAAAUGUACCUAGUGUAUGGGUUCUGCUCUCCAGAGACCCACUUGAUAAGAACCAGCCGGGUUACCAAGCGCCAGGUUCUUUUGAUGCCUUUUGGGCUCAGGCUCUCAAAGAGGAAGCGGCAACCCCAAGACAUGAACAGAAAAGGAAGAGGGGAGGAACAGGGGCUGGAAGGGCAGACGGGGCGGGCCGAGGAAAGGGUCCACGCAAGCACACGGGCCGACCUGGAGGAGCACGUAAACCUCUAGGUCAUGCUGAGGGUGGGCAGGAAUGAAUGAAUUUUGCAGCUUCCUGCCACAGCCUUAGCUUGGUUUAAGUUGCCGGAUAUUCAGUGCCGUAUUUAAUAAGCAGAUUCUUGAGGAUGUCUGUCAUGAAAUAGAUGUUCAGUCCCUGAACAGUUCACCCAAAUUAAAAACUGUGAUCAAAACAUUUUUUGGAACACAAAAGGAGAUUUUCUGAAGGGUUUUUAUGCUGUUUUUCAGUACAACAAUAUUCAAUCGUGAUCACGUUUGUCAAUCUCCAUAAAGCACCAUAGAAGUGGUUUAAAUGACUUGUGUGCCAUAAUCCCAGUCUUCUAAAGCCAUGCAAGUUUUCAAUUAAUACUGACUUUAUUUUUAAUCUCUUUUGCACAAGGAUUCAGAAGACUUGGAAUACAACGCACAAGUUUGACUAUUUUCAUAAUGCAUUUUG
Molecule: messenger RNA, 1334 nt
Organism: Pimephales promelas (fathead minnow)
Lineage: Eukaryota; Metazoa; Chordata; Actinopteri; Cypriniformes; Leuciscidae
Gene: rpp25l
Product: ribonuclease P/MRP 25 subunit-like
Biological process (GO): tRNA 5'-leader removal
Cellular component (GO): ribonuclease MRP complex
Molecular function (GO): RNA binding
Source: RefSeq, a predicted model, not a curated record